AUGGCCGACUCAACCGAUCUCAACCUUGACGAUGCGCCCAGCGACCUUCAAGACAUUCCAGAACUGGCAAUGCAAUUGGUGCCCCCUCCGGAGGGGACAUACCCUGACAAAGCAUCUCUUCUCGCCGCAGUCCAAGACCAUGGCAAGGAACAUGGCUACAAUGUGGUUGUUAAGUCAUCAAGCACGCCUACAGAGAAGAAACCUGGCCGCACCGCCAAGGUGUGGCUGCGCUGUGAUCGUGGCGGCCACUAUCGGCCACGGAACGGUCUGACUGAGGAAACGCGCAAGCGUCGCAGAACCUCCCGUUUGAUGGAUUGUCCUUUCAUGCUCGUCGCAGCCGGCUCUCCAGGUAUCUGGACCCUGACGGUGCUGAAUGCGACGCACAACCAUGGUCCUAUUAUCGAGAAGCCGCGACAAGUGCCUCACCACAAGGUCCGCAAGGGCCAGCUACCAGCCAUCCCAUAUGAUUGGCCGCAUGAUGCUUCAUUCACCCCAUACACCACUGCGCUUGUGAUAAUUGACAUGCAAAAGGACUGCAAGUAUCUCCACAUACUACCGCUAUCAGUGUAUCAUCCAGCUGAUUCUCUUCUAGUCUGUUUGCCCGAAGGAUACAUGGGAUAUCAGGGUUAUGAUAUUUCUGGCGCGCAAGCUUUGAUUCCCCGCUUGCAAAGAUUGCUGCAUGCUUUCCGCUCUGGGGGCUUCCCGGUGUACCACACUCGCGAGGGACACCGACCCGAUCUAUCUACUCUCUCAAGUCGCGAGGCAUACCGGUCUCGUAAUAACGCAUCAGGCUUGGGUAUUGGUUCUCCCGGUCCCAUGGGCCGUCUGCUCAUCCGUGGUGAACUAGGCCACGAUACUGUUGACGAAUUGUAUCCUCUCGUUGGUGAGCCGGUCAUCGACAAGCCUGGCCGAGGUGCCUUUGCACACACCGAUUUUGAGCUCCUCCUUCGUAAUAAAGGCGUGAAAAAUCUCGUCAUUGCCGGUGUGACCACCGACGUCUGCGUCUCCACGACCAUGCGCGAAGCUAACGACCGUGGCUUCGACUGUGUCGUCUUGGAUGACGGCACUGCAGCCGCUGAGCCGUCGCUGCAUUUGGGCACUAUGCAAUCGAUUAAAAUGGAAGGCGGAAUCUUUGGAACUGUUGCCAAAUUGGAAGACGUCAUUCACGCUGUCGAUAAUUUCAAAACCGUCACCAUGAAGAAGCUGGCUCCUCAGAUGACCGUCUAA
This is a messenger RNA of Penicillium expansum, 1227 nucleotides long. Its product is annotated as cysteine hydrolase family protein. The coding region runs from base 1 to 1227 and encodes 408 amino acids. The transcript has 3 exons. Lineage: Eukaryota; Fungi; Ascomycota; Eurotiomycetes; Eurotiales; Aspergillaceae. The record is from RefSeq and is a predicted model, not a curated record.